Messenger RNA from Thlaspi arvense, 1589 nucleotides. The record is from the annotation of a GenBank genome assembly. Lineage: Eukaryota; Viridiplantae; Streptophyta; Magnoliopsida; Brassicales; Brassicaceae.
AAUUAUUUCCCAAAAACUCCUAAAAGUAGCCACAAAUCGCCGCCGCCAAGUCGAAACCUUUAUCGGGCACUUUGAUUUUCCGGUGAUCUCGAGAUUUUGGAUCUUCACAGAUGAAUUCGAUGCGACGUAUUUCGCUAACGCAGCGACGAAAAAGGUUGAACACCAUUGGAUCUUGCGUUCGGCAUUUCUGCGGUGACCGCGUGAAAGACGAAGGAGACUGGUUUUACUCGUCGGAAUGGUGGGACCCUCAUGACGGUGGCCACACGGUUUCACAAGCUACCUCCGGCAAAGGAAACGGCGUCGUUUCAGUCGUCGCACACCCUUCCUCUCUUCCUAGUAGAGAUUCAUGGGCAAUAACUGAGAGUUGGCUAGAGAAAAGGUAUAUGGAGAUAAUGCCUACAGAUGGAGAGAGGAAUGAGAGGUUUAAGAUACUUGGAUAUCAGUGGAGAUCGCUUCGGUUCAAUGAUGAUACUCGACAAAGCACGGUGAAAGUCAUGGCUGCUUGUAGGGAAUUGCAAGCGAGUUCGAUUUUCUACAUGCAACAACCACAUUGCCUUGCUGUUCCAUAUUUGAAGAGCAUGGUUUCAGUUGGAUUGACUUCACUUGCAGCUUCUAAAUUUGAUAUGAAGAGUGCAGCUAUUGGGAAGAAACAAAUGCGUAUACUAUGCAUCGGUCACGGUGGAGGAAGCUUACCGUUGUUUUUAGCUAAACACCUUCUUGGUGCUGUUGUUGACAUAGUUGAGAUCGAUCCACUUGUGAUCUCAGAAUCGGUUCGAGCAAUGGGCUUCCCUGCAUUCUCCGUCAUGACAGCAACCGGGAAACGCGCAUCACCGGCUCCUGACAUUAUCGACCAAGUGAUGUGGCGAGACAUCCAUGAGAGGCUCUUCCUCUACGAAUCAGAUGCUAAGGAGUUCAUUCUCAAGAACGAAGAUAAUUCUUAUGACGUGAUCUUCAUGGAUGCUUAUAACGGAGCAGACAUCUUUCCUCAUACUCUAUGGGAUUCGGAUUCGGUGUUCAUGAAAGCUUUGAGUGAAAGACUUCACCAUGAGCAUGGAACUCUGGUGGUGAACCUUCACUCUGAUGCAGACAUCUCAGACAUAGACAGGUCAAACGAAGGAGUAACAACGGGGAAGUAUGUGAGGAAAGUCGGUAGAGCUUAUAAAAAAGGUUUGAUGGAGAAUCAGAGGAAGGGGAUGGUGUUUGCUUGUGAAGUUCCAUGGCUGUGUAAUGCAACUCUUCUUGUGAGCAGAGGGAUGAGGUCAGAAGGAAGGCAUAGAGACAAAAUCAUGAACAAUCUCAUGAAGACUUCUUUAGAAGUGGACCAAAUCUUGCGUCUGCCUUUCUCUUGCUUAAAUUAUCUGAAAAUUGGUCUUGCCCUCAUAUAAAUUGGUCUCAGGUAUAAUGAGAAAUAAGACAAAAACAAAACACAAUAGGGUGGAGCUAUUCAAACAGAAACUCCAUAAGGUGGGGUUAUUCAAACAAAAAUAAUUUGAUGAAUUUGAAAGAAUUGAAGCUUCUAUUUAACUUUAAUGUUACUAAAUUACGUAAUGUAAGCUAUGGAAUUAAUGUUAUCAAUCCGCCACUUCUCU